Messenger RNA from Racocetra persica, 138 nucleotides. Lineage: Eukaryota; Fungi; Glomeromycota; Glomeromycetes; Diversisporales; Gigasporaceae. The record is from the annotation of a GenBank genome assembly.
AUGUUCCCUCCUUACAUGGAACAAAAUAGAUUUCAAAAUGAAGGUGUCCUAUAUUACGCUCCAUAUUUAGUUUCUUUGGAUCAUAUUAUUAAGUUUUUCUCGGACUUAGUAAUGUAUACUUUAGGACAAAUAUCAAUG